Messenger RNA from Mobula hypostoma (lesser devil ray), 781 nucleotides. RefSeq names its product translocator protein-like. The coding region runs from base 108 to 524 and encodes 138 amino acids. Gene Ontology annotation, cellular component: mitochondrial outer membrane. The transcript is spliced from 4 exons. NCBI's taxonomy places the organism in Eukaryota, Metazoa, Chordata, Chondrichthyes, Myliobatiformes, Myliobatidae. The record is from RefSeq and is a predicted model, not a curated record.
GCCGGGGCGGACUCAGGGUGAGUGACAGCUCGGGAGCUGCUGUGAAGACCGGGAGCUGGAAACUUUCUGUGGGGAGGUUCCAUUAAACCAACCGCUUGAUCUCCAGGAUGCCAUCAACUUGGGUACAUGCUUUUGGUUUCACUGUAUUACCUCACACAGCUGCAAUUUUUGAUCGGUCAUAUCAGGAAGAAAUUACUGGCUGGUAUGCAUGUCUCAAAAAGCCAUCUUGGUGUCCACCCAACUGGGUGUUUGGUCCUGUGUGGGUAACAUUAUACACAGGCAUAGGUUAUGGCUCUUAUCUGGUGUGGAAAGAACUGGGUGGAUUCACUGACAAGGCAUUGGUUCCACUUGGUUUAUAUGGAACCCAACUUGCUUUCAACUGGGCAUGGACUCCAAUUUUCUUUAAGAAACACAAAAUAGGAUUGGCUUUUAUUGACUUGCUUUGUGUUUACGGGACAGCGGCAGCUACAACUGUGGCUUGGUAUCCCAUCAGCAAAGCCGCUGCCUACCUGAUGGCUCCGUAGCUGGCCUGGUUGACCUUGGCUGCAACACUCAACUACCGCAUCUGGAGAGACAACAAGGGGAAGGAAGAUUAGGUUGUUCAUCACUCUGCAACGUUGAAUUUUGUAAAUGGAAGGAAGAACUUUGUACUCCUGCUUUUCAUGUGUGGAGAGUUUUUAAUAUUCAUGCUUAUAAUUCCUACUGACCUCUCAUUUGUAUUAGGUGUUUUAUUGAAAUGCUAAUAAUUAAAAUUUCUAUAUUGAGAUUCUUCUGUUAAUAC